Messenger RNA from Carassius carassius (crucian carp), 3502 nucleotides. Its product is annotated as anthrax toxin receptor 2-like. The record is from RefSeq and is a predicted model, not a curated record. The transcript has 17 exons. Gene Ontology annotation, cellular component: membrane. Gene Ontology annotation, molecular function: signaling receptor activity. Bases 329 to 1789 code for a protein of 486 amino acids. NCBI's taxonomy places the organism in Eukaryota, Metazoa, Chordata, Actinopteri, Cypriniformes, Cyprinidae.
ACUACCCGAAUUCACAAAGAACUUUUCUAACAGUUGAUCUUCGCUCUCCAAGUCAUCUCUCGCAAAAUCUUACACCGAGCGGUUUGUUUUAGGGGUGGUAUAAAACAGACAAUUGAAAAAAUCAGAUGUAGUGACGUUGCAUGUUCACAGGAAGAUUAACUUUUCUGCAAAGUUAUAAAUUAGGCAAUGCUGCGUCAGACGGGGGGACACAGCGCAGUUGUUUUGACCUUGACAUUGCUUUAAUGUCAUUUCAUAUAAGAAAACGUCAUUCAAGUCAGUUUUUGGCUCCCUUUUAUGAUUUUGUACCGCGGAUGCAAAACACGUCGUCAUGACAAAGGAAACUCUCUGGACCGUGGCAAUCACGGCGACGUUUUUCUUCGGUUUAUGCUUUUCAACUCUUAAAGCAGAAACCCCUUCUUGUCACGGAGCCUACGACCUUUACUUUGUUUUGGACCGAUCUGGGAGUGUUUCGACCGACUGGGAUCAGAUCUAUGACUUUGUCAAAAAUCUAACAGAGAGAUUUGUGAGUCCAAAUAUGCGUGUGUCCUUCAUAGUUUUUUCAUCGAAAGCAGAGAUUGUGUUACAUCUCACUGGAGACAGGGCAAAAAUAAAUGAAGGUCUGAAGUAUUUAAAUGCUGUCAAACCAGCAGGAGAAACCUACAUGCAUGAGGGAAUAAAACAGGCAACUGAACAAAUGAAAAAACAGCUUAAAAAGUCCUCUAGUAUCAUUGUGGCUUUGACUGAUGGAAAGCUUGAACCAUAUAUCCAUAAACUCACUAAGGAUGAGGCUGAUGAAGCAAGGAAAUUUGGUGCUCGUGUGUACUGUGUCGGCGUAAAGGACUUUGAUGAAGAACAGCUCGCCGAUGUGGCUGAUACCAAGGAGCAAGUGUUCCCAGUCAAAGGAGGCUUUCAAGCUCUCAAAGGCAUUGUUAACUCGAUCCUCAAGCAAUCCUGCACAGAGAUCCUAACAGUGGAGCCCUCCAGCGUCUGUGUGAACCAGUCCUUUGACAUUGUUUUGAGAGGGAAUGGCUUCACACUGGGUAGACAAACAGAAGGAGUGGUCUGCAGUUUCGUAGUUGAUGGAGCUAAUUACAAGGUGAAUCCAAGCAAGGUGAAGAAUGACUAUGUCCUGUGUCCUGCUCCAGUGCUGUAUUCAGUGGGACAGCAAUUGGAGGUUCUGAUCAGUUUGAACAAUGGCACAUCAUUUAUCUCCAGUGCUUUCAUCAUCACUGCUUCCACAUGUUCGGACGGCACAUUGGUGGCCAUUGUGUUCUUGGUGCUCAUUGUCCUGUUGGCUUUGGCUCUGAUGUGGUGGUUCUGGCCUCUCUGCUGCACUAUCGUUAUUAAAGACCCACCCCCUCAAAGACCUCCUCCACCUCCACCUAAGCCAGAGCCAGACCCAGUACCCAAGAAAAAGUGGCCAACUGUUGAUGCAUCUUAUUAUGGGGGAAGAGGAGCCGGUGGUAUCAGGCGCAUGGAGGUCCGUUGGGGAGAGAAAGGGUCCACAGAGGAGGGUGCACGGCUAGAGAAGGCCAAGAAUGCAGUGGUGUCAAUACAAGAGGAGACAGAAGAACCUAUGAUCAAAAAUCCACCCACAUCCCCACCCACAUACCAUCAAUCUGAAUCCAAGUGGUAUACUCCAAUCAGGGGUCGACUUCAGGCACUGUGGGCUCUUCUGCAGCGACAAUAUAACCGAGUUUCACUCAUGCGCCCAACUACCGCAGAUAAGGGACGCUGUAUAAAUUUCAAUCGGGUGCAGCAUCAACAGAUGACAGCAACCCGUCUCUGAAAUACUUUGACUUCCAAGUGAAUCAGAUGGAACAACAGAAAAAAAAGUGUAAUUUCCUUGAGAUGACAUAAUUUAUCAUUGGCCACUUUAGAGUAUCUUGUUUCAGCUCUUACAAGUAUUGGCUUUCCAAAACUUAUCCUUCUGAUAUCGCUCAAGCAACUGAAUGACAAGCGGAUGACUAAAUAGAUAAAAAAAAAAAAUUUAAAUCUCAUUUUACAGCUGAUCUGGUAACUUUAAUGCAUAGCAAAAGGUUUUUCAUGUUCUGACCAUAUUGUGCCUUCUAGGGGAGGAAAAACAAACUAAUCUUAUAGACACAGAUGGAGGCUAUUUAAAAAAAAAAAAGAUAUCAGAAUGAGAUGCGGCUCUUUGCCGUUGGCUGAGAAAUAGAACUAAUCCCAGUAGGCUCAUGGAGUGCAGAAGUACUUUGCCUCUUGGCAAUGUAUCUUCACAAAAAUCUCUCUAAGCCCACCAUCAUCGGAUGCCUAGCGGGGCUUCUUUGACUGGAGAUCUUGUCAAUUUACCACUGAGAAGUGCACACGCAUGACAAAUUGUAGUCAGAACGCCCUAAGGUAUUAAAUGCAGGAAGACUUUGCCCUUUAGUUUUGGGAAGACACCUUUCUAUCAAUGCGAGGACAGCACAGAGAAAUUAAUAGAGCGUUAUUUCACCAUGAGACACCCGGUGUCCAGAGCUCUCCGGCAAGGUUUUGAGGGGCAGAUUUAUCUCUGGUGACUGGUGCUUUCUCCCCAUUUAUUUGGCAGUCUGUUCUUACUGUGCUUACUAAUGCAUAGACCUUCACAAUUACGAACAUGCCCCUCAGUUAAAGGUUUGAAUACAGUCAGUACAGCUGUCCAACCACUGGAUGUCCAAAACUUUUGCGCACAAGUUUUCUUGGCUUAGGAAUAUCAAACUUUGAUUGAUCUUAAUUCAACUUUAGAGAUUUAUCUUUGGUAUGAAGUUUAACCAGUCUAGACAUUUUCUGUUACAUAAUGUUUUUUAGCACCAAGUUCCUCAGCUCUGCUAAUGUGACGCCCUCAUCAGAUAUAUUAGGAAGAUAGAUCAAACGAAAGGGGCGAUGGAUGGAUGAGUAUUGUUAAUUUCCAGAAAUUAUCCACAAUGCACUCCCCCCUCCAAUUGUACACAGAAAAGCGAGCAAUAUAUAUUUAUUUUAGAUUUCUUUAAUGCCUCGUCAUGAUGACAAUCGCGAAUGAUGUCAGUGUCAGUGGGAACACUGUGGGGGAGGAAGGGGGCGGCAGCUGAAGAGAAAGGCUCGAACGAUAAAGUCACUUUCGAUACGCUACUUCAGACGCAAAAUGAAUAUUUGAGUCGAAAUCUGACAAAGUGUGCCGGCUUUGACGGGAAGUGGUAUAGACAAUGACCAGUGGCUGGGUCAGUGGGAUGUCUCAGUGCAAGCAGGGAAGCUUAUCAAAUGACACUAAAAAUAAGUUCAACAACCAUCAAGUUUGAGGGGGGAACAGAAUGGGGUGCAGUGGCUCACAUUCAGUGGGCAUGCAAGUUGCAAGAUGGCAGGACUGUUUUGGGGAAAAGCCCUUGUUUAAUUAUUUCUUUGUUUCUAUCGUAAAUGUGGGGACUUCAAUUAUUACUCGCCUCCACCCCCUCCCAAAGAAAAAGAAAAAAAAAGAACAGAAUACAUACAUGGCAUUGUUGAAACAUUUGACAUCGUUCCCAGAGUGGCACUUAAAAGUUAAGCGAAU